GCAAAUUAAGCGAUAUUCGAAGUAGCGCUGCUCGCUGCUCAAUCUUCACGCAACACACUCGUUAUUUUUCACACCACAACCCGUACGAUAUACACGGUUCACAAUGCAGUAGUCGUAUAAAUCUACUGGAUACAAUGGCUGGUUCUUCUCCCACACCUCGGAGAUCGCGUCAAUGGUCAAGUCCUGACCGCCGCAGUAUAUCGAGCCUUCUCACCGAAAGUCGCAAUUCACCCCUGAGCCACCAAGAUGCUCUUGCUGCGGCACAAGCUGAACACGACCGCGUCCGCGAGGCUGCUAUCAGGGUAUACCAAGAUUAUGAGUUACAACAGGAACGGCGAAGAUUGUUAGAGCAGCAAGAACGGGUAGUGCAGCAGCAAAAGCAGGAAGAGGAACGGAUUCGGACCGAAGAACGACUAAGAGCCGAAGAAGAGCGGCUGAGGGAGCUGAAGCUAAAGACAGUCCCGAAACUUCCACCCGAACCUCCGGCUCCCAUUGCAGAAGUUAACGGGUCUAUCACUUCCCCAAAACCAACCCAGCCUACUUCAGCUGGAACAACAUUAGAAGCGACAACAGUUUCUCCAAAGGCAAACCUAUUUGGCCUUCCGCAGCCAUCUUUGACCAACGGGUUGAAUGGACAUACCAAUGGCUCGAGCAACGCGAAGCCCGUGCAACCAACAAUACAAUCACUCUUAUCGCAGCCGUUGAGCCAACCGAAAGUCACACCCCAAGCACAAGCACAACCUUCAACUACUCCGUCGCCAUUCUCACAGCCGAUUAAGACCGCACCUACUCAACAAAAUGGAUUCCCUACCUCAGCCUCCGCCAAGCCCUCUACGGGUAUUACUAUGGAUCGGUACAUUGAAAUACAUCAGAACUUGAAGAAAUUACGAGAAUCACUGUCGCAACAGGCGAAGUCAAAUCCUGCUCUGAAGCAACGGAUGGGAGAUAUGCGGCGGGAAUUGAGGAAGAACAUGGGCCAACUAGUUGGUACGAAGGGUGGAAACAGAAAACAGAACGAAGCUAUUCAGGCUCUUCUAGACGAAGCAAUCAGCGGUGCUGUGCCAAGCCAACUAGUCGACCCGUCCGAUUACAUUACAGACAAGAGAGAACCAGUGCAAGGCGCCUUGCACAACGAACCACAGCUCCCUUCCUUAUUCCUCUACUUACUCAACCACUUCGCCAAGGCCGUCAUCAACCAAUUCAUCAACGAAUGCGGUGCACAGCCCAAGACGGCCGAUCCUAUCGGAGUCACAGUAGCAAUCAUCUUCUCGAAGGAUGUCUACUUGUGGCGUGGAAAGACGUUGAUCGAUAUACUGAUGGCAAAGUUCCGAGUGGUCUGCCCUGUCUUAUUCGGUUAUUAUGGGAACGAAAAGACGGGACAAGGUCGCCUCCGCCUGGGUUGGAAGAACUCUCCCGCUGGCUUUAUUCCCGAGCAACAGCACAGCGAUCGGAUGAAAGGUCUGGGGGCUGGUUAUGCCUCAAUUGCGUUGAGAAACUUCGGGAAGACGAAGAGCACGAAUCCGUGGCCUCCUACGAAUUAUUGGACUGCUAUGGCGAAGAUAGUAAACACGCCACCGGCCGACAUCUCAGAGACGCAAUUCGUGGUUCUAAGAGCCAUGAUCGAGGCUAGCGAGGAGAAGUUUAUUCACUUCUACGGGAAUGCAGGUAUAGCUGCAUUGAGGAAAGCUUUAGUCGAGUUCCCUAACAAAGCGGUGAACAAGACGCCAGGUGCUUCAGGAUUACAAGUGCUCGCACAAAUCUUGAAGAGGGAUAUUGGACUAGAGCUCUAAGCUUCUAGCCCUAGCACUAGGAUAUGGACGGUCUGGAUCUGGGUAUAGAAGGCAUUCGCCUGACUUUUCUACGGCGUUGGGUGGAAACUAAUGCGUAAAGUGAUUUGGCAUUAGACGGAGUCUAGAACGGUUCAGAUAGGUACUGCGUCUUC
Molecule: messenger RNA, 1942 nt
Organism: Annulohypoxylon truncatum
Lineage: Eukaryota; Fungi; Ascomycota; Sordariomycetes; Xylariales; Hypoxylaceae
Product: GLE1-domain-containing protein
Exons: 2
Coding region: 135-1790 (551 amino acids)
Biological process (GO): regulation of translational termination; poly(A)+ mRNA export from nucleus; regulation of translational initiation
Cellular component (GO): nuclear pore; cytoplasm; nuclear pore cytoplasmic filaments
Molecular function (GO): phospholipid binding; translation initiation factor binding; inositol hexakisphosphate binding
Source: RefSeq, a predicted model, not a curated record